UAAUAUAUAUAGUACUACUCGAAACACUUCUAGCUAGCUAGCUCCUCCUGGCCUGUUUAAGAGAUUUUAAAAAAACCCUCUUGAUUUUGUAUUUCAGCGGUAGUCUGCUGUACUGCUCUGAGAGAGAGAGAGAGAGAGAGAGAGAGAGAGGUAAUGGCUCUCGAAGCUUUGGUGUACCAACAGGGCUCGUACAGUCAUGGCUUCAGCGAUACCUAUGUAUUAGGAGGAGGUGGACCUGGGAGCUAUUGCCUUGGUCUUGAAGAAGACAAACUAUGCUUUGAAACAUCUGACAAUAAUUAUUUAGAAUAUUCUCCUUCUUCAAUGGUGCAAGCUAGUGUGAAGGAGCCGGGCACCAACACUUCCUUCCCGGAGAAUGGCACCGCUAAUAUUGGGUUCUUGGCUCAAGGGCUUUCUUCGCUGAAAGCUCCAGCAGCGACCAUGGGCAGGCUAAAAAGACGGCGCACCAGAAGCACCAAGAACAAGGAAGAAAAGGAGAAUCAGAGAAUGAUUCACAUUGCUGUGGAACGCAAUAGAAGGAAGCAAAUGAACGACUAUCUCGCCGUGCUUAGGUCUAUGAUGCCUCCUUCUUAUGUGCAAAAGGGGGACCAAGCAUCAAUCAUAGGGGGAGCCCUUAAUUAUGUGAAGGAGCUUGAGCAGCUCCUCCAAUCCCUGGAAGCCCAGAAGAGAAUAAGCAAGCAACCACCAGACGGCAGUUUGUCCUCCGUCUUCUCGGGUUUCUUUACCUUCCCUCAGUACUCCGCCUUUUCCACUGAAUCCAGUGAGUCAAUGGCCGAGAAGCAUUCAGCCAUUGCAGACAUUGAAGUGACAAUGGUGGAACGCCAUGCCAAUAUCAAAGUACAAUCAAGAAAACAUCCAAAACAGCUCUUGAAAAUGGUUGCCGGGUUGCACUCCUUGCACCUUAUUGUUCUUCACCUCAAUGUCACUACCGUUGAGAAUAUGGUCCUUUACUCUUUCUGUGUUAAGGUUGAAGAUGAGUCUCAGCUAACCUCAGUGAAUGAGAUUGCAGCUGCUGUGAAGGAGAUGGUUGGCAGGAUCCAAGUGGAAGUUCAAUUUACUUGAAUGCUUUUAUGUACUUGGUGAAGUGCUUUCUGCUUCAUGCAAAUUAAUCUGAGCAAGCAACGUACGUACGUUCAAAUCUGAGCAAAUUUGUUGCCCCUGAGAACUAAUUAAACCAUAUUGUGCAAGCUAGCAGUGUUCAAUUGCCAAUACUCUGUAAAUGUAAUUAAUGUAGCGUAUUCGAGCCUUAUUAUACUGUUAA
Molecule: messenger RNA, 1279 nt
Organism: Alnus glutinosa
Lineage: Eukaryota; Viridiplantae; Streptophyta; Magnoliopsida; Fagales; Betulaceae
Product: transcription factor bHLH94-like
Exons: 3
Coding region: 154-1080 (308 amino acids)
Biological process (GO): regulation of transcription by RNA polymerase II
Molecular function (GO): protein dimerization activity; DNA-binding transcription factor activity, RNA polymerase II-specific; RNA polymerase II cis-regulatory region sequence-specific DNA binding
Source: RefSeq, a predicted model, not a curated record